Molecule: messenger RNA, 894 nt
Organism: Vespa crabro (European hornet)
Lineage: Eukaryota; Metazoa; Arthropoda; Insecta; Hymenoptera; Vespidae
Product: probable serine/threonine-protein kinase clkA
Exons: 2
Source: RefSeq, a predicted model, not a curated record
AAUAAUAACAAUAACAAUAAUAAUAACAAUAACAAUAACAAUAAUAAUAACAAUAAGAAUAACAAUAAUAAUAACAAUAACAAUAAUAAUAACAAUAACAAUAACAAUAAUAAUAACAAUAAUAAUAACAAAAAUGAUAACAAUAACAAUAACAAUAACAAUAAUAAUAACAAUAACAAUAACAAUAUAAAUAAUAACAAUAACAAUAACAAUAACAAUAAUAAUAACAAUAACAAUAACAAUAACAAUAACAAUAAUAAUAACAAUAACAAUAACAAUAACAAUAAUAACAGUAUCAAUAAUUAUAACAAUAACAAUAACAAUAACAAUAACCAUAAUAAUCACACUAAUAUUAAUAACAAUAACAAUAACAAUAAUAAUAACAAUAACAAUAAGAAUAACAGUAAUAAUAACAAUAACAAUAAUAAUAACAAUAACAAUAACAAUAACAAUAACAAUAACAAUAAUAAUAAUAAUAUUAACAAUAACAAUAACAAGAAUAAUAACAAUAACAAUAAUAAUAACAAUAAUAAUAAAAAUACCAAUAACAAUAAUAAUAACAAUAACAAUAACAAUAACAAUAACAAUAACAAUAACAAUAACAAUAACAAUAACAAUAACAAUAAUAAUAAUAAUAACAACAAUAAUAACAAUAAUAAUAACAAUAACAGUAACAAUAACAAUAAUAAUAACAAUAAUAGUAAUAACAAUAACAAUUACAAUAACAAUAACAAUAAUAAUAACAAUAACAAUAACAAUAACAAUAACAGUAUCAAUAAUUAUAACAAUAACAAUAACAAUAACAAUAACAAUAAUAAUAAAAAUAACAAUAACAGUAAUAAUAACAAUAAUAAUAACAAUAAUAGUAAUAACAAUAACAAUAAUAAUAACAAU